Molecule: messenger RNA, 1065 nt
Organism: Batrachochytrium dendrobatidis JAM81
Lineage: Eukaryota; Fungi; Chytridiomycota; Chytridiomycetes; Rhizophydiales
Exons: 7
Coding region: 1-1065 (354 amino acids)
Biological process (GO): protein folding in endoplasmic reticulum
Cellular component (GO): EMC complex
Molecular function (GO): protein binding
Source: RefSeq, a predicted model, not a curated record
AUGGCCAUCUUUUCUUGUUAUUCGGUCUCUGCUCUGUACAAGGACGAGGCUGGCAACUAUGACUGGCACACAAAACUAGUCGGUAUUCCAAAGUUUGCUCAUAUCGAAAGCUCUAGUCAGCAAGAUAUUAUUACUAUAGGAACCUCUAAAAAUGUUCUUGCCUCUCUUAGCGCCAGUUCUGGUGAAAUCAAUUGGCGUCAUGCAUUUGGAGAGUCCGAGUCCAUUAUUAGUUUGUACGCAGAUGAACAAGACUCAGUUUUGACAUUAACAGAUGAUUCAACUUCAACUCAUCUGCGCUCAUGGAAUAAGUACACCGGUCUUCUCAUCUGGAGUGUGAGUGCCGCACCCUCUGCCAAGUCCUCGCAUUCUUGUGUUGCAUCCAUUAUACGCCAUGAAAAAAAAUCAAUCGCUAUCUUCCCUUCAUGUGAUAUUGUUGCAGUUUCUGACAAGGGUAAAGUGGUUUGGGCUUUCAAACACCAGCACCAGGAAGAACACGCUCAAAUCAUUUCAUCCGACAACUCUCUUUGGUUGAUUUCAUGGACAGCAGAAACGGGCACUUUGACUACCCGUGAGUUGAGCAUAAGUGAUGGAUCUAUUUUAACUACUACCCAGACAAAAGACGCGGAUGCUGCAUUUGUCGAGCGCAUAUUUUUGACUGGCUCUGAAUCAGAAGUAUACUGUGUAUGGAACAAUGGUCGACAGUCUCGUGCCAUCAAUCUUAAAACUGGACAUGGCUUUGAGGUUUCAUUGUCUGGAGAUGUUCUUGUCGAAAAACUAGGAGAAACUGCUAAACCUACCGAGUUUCUUGCAAAGACUGCGACAAACACCUAUAUUGCACGGCUGAAAAAUAACAAGCUUGUUGUUGUCCACAAAUUUAGCUUGUCAACUCAAGAAUCUAGUGCUGAUCUGUUUACUUCUCAUACAAGUGGAUCUGCUAGCGGUCGUCUUCGAUUGCAGUCCGACAAGUAUGUAUUUGAUCUAGUCACGGCUGGUGCCAGUGAAUCUCACAUUGCUGUGACAAAUGAUGUGUUUUUGUUGGGCUUGAUUGAAAAAGACGAUACAUGA